UUUCCCAGAAUACUAAUGUCUGAAGUCAAGCCACAGAGCUCGUCUAAGUUCAAAACUCAGGCCUGGAACAAGGCAUUUGGCCGCGAGGGAACUGGAAAAAAUAAAUCUGAAGUUAUGGCUGAAGCAAUACCACUGCGAGAAAAGAAACAGAAAACUCUACCUCGGUCGGAUGGGUGUGGUCUGAAUAACUUUGACGCUCUGGAUUUGUCUGGAGGGUUGAGGAUCGUCCUGGUGGGCAAGACUGGAUCGGGUAAGAGCGCAUCAGGAAACACCAUCCUCGGUAGAGCGGCCUUCAAAGAGGACCCGAGCCCUGUGUCUGUGACCAAACACUGCGAGACACAGAGCGGGGAAGUGGACGGCACGGCGGUCCAGGUGAUCGACACUCCGGGUCUGUUCGACACAGGCAUCACAGAGGAAGAAUUAAAAACCAGAAUAGAGGAGUGCGUGAAGAUGUCGGUGCCUGGCCCUCACGCCUUCCUGCUGGUGAUCAGGCUCGGGGUGCGGUUCACUGAGGAGGAGAGGAACGCUGUGAAGUGGAUCCAGGAGAACUUCGGAGACGAUGCCUCCAUGUACACUAUCAUGCUGUUUACGUGCAAAGAUCAGGCCAAAGCUGACAAUGCUCUGAAGGAGUGCAAGGAGCUGCGCAGACUCUCUAUUACAUUUGGACGCAGGUACCACGCCUUCAACAACAACGACGCAGAGGACCAAGUGCAGGUCAAGGAGCUGAUCACCAUGAUCAAGGAAAUGAUACAGGACAACGGGGGGAAACACUACACCAACGAGCUGUAUGAGAAAGCCCAGAGGAAGCUGAGGGAGGAGGAGGAGCGCAAGAAGCAAGAGGAGGAAGAGAAGCAAGAGGAGGAGAAGAAAAUGUGGGAUGCAGAGAGGGAGAAGAUAGUGAAGGAGAGAGAAAAGGUGAAAAAGGUGAAAAGAAAGAAUAUACGUGUGGCCUCGGCGGCUGCUGCUUUGUUGGUGGUUGCCGGGGCGAUUAUAGCCGUGGGAGCCGACGCCACGGUGGCUCUGGCUCUCGGAGCUCCUGUGCUCGUCCUGGGAGUGUUAUGUGGUUUUGCUGCCUUUUGCUUGUGGAAGGACAUAAGAUGCAAAGCCAAAGCAAAUGUUCCAGUAUAACAACGCGAAGGGCGAGUGACAAGGACAUCUGCAGUAUGUGACCCUGAAUAUACAGUGAAAGUAUUACACACAUUACUAUUUACUGUUUUGCGCUUACCAGUGAAUGAUGUUGUUAUGGCCCUUUUCUGCAUUCUGCUACCAGGAAUAUUACAAGUAUGUGAAUUUAAUGCUGACAGUAAACAAACGGUAUGAAAUGAGUUUUCUUUUGGUUUUCUUUUCACUCAUUUACUGUUUGGAGCUCAAACAUGAAACCCACAUCAUGAUUUAUACUUGAACGGAUACUCUCUUAUUUAUGAAACUCCUAAUAAAUACUGUUAGAAUGUAUUGAGAAAUUGUUCUAUAUAAAUACAUUAUUUUUCACAGUUUAU
This is a messenger RNA of Anoplopoma fimbria (sablefish), 1496 nucleotides long. RefSeq names its product GTPase IMAP family member 4-like. The record is from RefSeq and is a predicted model, not a curated record. Lineage: Eukaryota; Metazoa; Chordata; Actinopteri; Perciformes; Anoplopomatidae. Gene Ontology annotation, molecular function: GTP binding. Bases 16 to 1128 code for a protein of 370 amino acids. The transcript is spliced from 3 exons.